Triticum aestivum (bread wheat) is the source of this 3578-nucleotide messenger RNA. The record is from RefSeq and is a predicted model, not a curated record. NCBI's taxonomy places the organism in Eukaryota, Viridiplantae, Streptophyta, Magnoliopsida, Poales, Poaceae.
GGGAGGUGGGUGGGUAUAAAGCAGGGGAGGGGCUGCACGGAGACCUCCCCCAUCGCCUCCGGUUUCUCUCCUCCCCGCCCACCCACCACCACUCUCCCCCCUCCCUCCCUUCCUUCUCCGGAGCGGAGGAGAGAGCAGCCGCGCGGCCUCCGUGCUGCUGCGUGGUAGAGCCGGGCCUCGGGGUUCGCCUGUGGACUCCGCCUGCUCUCUUCCCGUGCUGGUUCGGCGCCCGACCGCCACCCGCCGCCAGCCAUGGGCGGGCUCGAGGAGAUCAGGAACGAGGCCGUCGAUCUGGAGAACAUCCCCAUCGAGGAGGUGUUCGAGCAGCUGAAAUGCACACGCCAGGGGCUCACCUCCGAUGAGGGGGCGCAGCGUGUUGAAAUCUUCGGCCUCAACAAGCUCGAAGAGAAGAAGGAGAGCAAAGUCCUCAAGUUCCUGGGAUUCAUGUGGAACCCACUCUCCUGGGUCAUGGAGAUGGCCGCCAUCAUGGCCAUCGCGCUGGCCAACGGUGGUGGGAAGCCCCCGGAUUGGCAGGAUUUCGUUGGAAUCAUUGUUCUCCUGGUCAUCAACUCCACCAUCUCCUUCAUUGAAGAGAACAACGCCGGCAACGCAGCUGCUGCGCUCAUGGCCAACCUUGCGCCCAAGACAAAGGUGCUUAGGGAUGGUCGAUGGGGCGAGCAGGAGGCAUCAAUCUUGGUUCCUGGUGACAUUGUCAGCAUCAAGCUCGGUGACAUCGUCCCUGCUGAUGCUCGUCUCCUCGAGGGUGAUCCUUUGAAGAUUGAUCAGUCUGGACUUACAGGAGAGUCUCUCCCGGUGACCAAGAACCCUGGGGAUGAGGUCUUUUCUGGAUCAACAUGCAAGCAGGGUGAGAUUGAGGCUGUGGUCAUUGCCACUGGAGUACACACUUUCUUUGGCAAGGCUGCUCAUCUUGUUGACAGCACCAACCAAGUCGGGCACUUCCAGCAGGUCCUCACUGCCAUCGGAAACUUCUGCAUCGUCUCGAUUGCAGUGGGAAUUGUCAUUGAGAUCAUCGUCAUGUUCCCGAUCCAGCGCCGCAAGUACCGUGCCGGUAUUGAGAACCUGUUGGUCCUCUUGAUCGGUGGUAUUCCGAUUGCCAUGCCUACAGUUUUGUCGGUCACCAUGGCUAUUGGUUCCCACAAGUUGUCCCAGCAGGGUGCUAUCACCAAGAGGAUGACUGCCAUUGAAGAGUUGGCUGGCAUGGAUGUGCUUUGCAGUGAUAAGACUGGCACACUCACCCUUAACAAGCUCAGUGUUGACAAGAACCUGGUUGAGGUGUUUGCGAAAGGUGUCGACAAAGAACAUGUGCUGUUGUUGGCUGCAAGGGCUUCAAGGGUUGAAAACCAGGAUGCCAUUGAUGCUUGCAUGGUUGGUAUGCUUGCUGAUCCUAAGGAGGCAAGAGCUGGCAUCAGGGAAGUGCACUUCUUGCCAUUCAACCCUACUGACAAGAGGACUGCUCUGACUUACAUCGAUGCUGAGGGUAACUGGCACCGUGCCAGCAAGGGUGCUCCUGAGCAGAUUAUUACCCUGUGCAACUGCAAGGAGGAUGUGAAGAGAAAGGUGCACUCUGUGAUUGAGAAGUAUGCUGAGCGUGGGCUUCGUUCGCUUGCUGUUGCGAGACAGGAAGUACCCGAGAAAUCCAAGGAUUCUCCUGGUGGACCAUGGCAAUUCAUUGGUCUGUUGCCCCUGUUUGACCCCCCAAGGCAUGACAGUGCUGAGACCAUCCGCAAGGCACUUGUUCUUGGUGUCAACGUCAAGAUGAUCACAGGUGACCAACUUGCUAUUGGAAAGGAGACUGGUAGGAGGCUUGGGAUGGGCACAAACAUGUAUCCUUCUUCUGCAUUGCUUGGCCAAAGCAAGGACGGUUCACUUGAGUCACUUCCUGUUGAUGAGCUGAUUGAGAAGGCUGAUGGAUUUGCCGGAGUCUUCCCUGAGCACAAGUAUGAGAUUGUGAAGAGGCUGCAAGAGAAGAAGCACAUUGUUGGUAUGACUGGCGAUGGUGUCAAUGAUGCUCCUGCUCUUAAGAAGGCCGACAUUGGUAUUGCUGUCGAUGAUGCUACAGAUGCUGCUCGAAGUGCUUCAGACAUUGUGCUUACCGAGCCAGGUCUCAGUGUCAUUAUCAGUGCUGUCCUGACCAGCAGGUGCAUUUUUCAGAGGAUGAAGAACUACACGAUCUAUGCAGUUUCCAUCACCAUCCGUAUUGUGGUAAGUACCUCAAAGAUAUUUCUGCCCACCGAAACGCACUUCAUAUUUCUCCAAAUUAAUAUCACUUCCAUUUUGCAGCUUGGCUUUAUGCUUAUUGCCCUGAUCUGGAAAUUUGAUUUCGCUCCCUUCAUGGUCCUUAUCAUUGCCAUUCUCAAUGAUGGUACUAUCAUGACAAUAUCCAAGGACAGAGUUAAGCCAUCUCCCUUGCCCGACAGCUGGAAGCUCAAUGAAAUCUUCGCCACUGGUGUUGUGCUGGGAACCUACCUUGCUCUGGUGACUGUCGUCUUCUUCUGGCUCAUCCACAAGACAGACUUCUUCACCAACAAAUUCGGUGUCGAGUCAAUCAGGAACACCGAAUUUAAGGAGAUGUCUGCACUGUACCUCCAAGUCAGUAUUGUGAGCCAGGCUCUUAUCUUUGUGACUCGUUCCCGUAGCUGGUCCUUUGUUGAGCGCCCAGGUUUCCUCUUGGUUACCGCCUUCCUUCUCGCACAAUUGGUUGCAACACUCAUCGCUGUCUAUGCCAACUGGGACUUCGCAAGGAUCAAGGGAAUCGGGUGGGGCUGGGCUGGUGUUAUCUGGCUGUUCAGCAUUGUGUUCUACUUCCCACUUGACAUUUUCAAGUUCUUCAUCCGAUUUGUGCUGAGUGGAAGGGCCUGGGACAACCUCCUGCAGAACAAGACUGCUUUCACCACCAAAGAGAACUACGGCAAAGGGGAGAGGGAAGCACAAUGGGCUACUGCACAGAGAACACUCCAUGGCCUUCAAGCACCCGAGCCGGCCUCCCACACACUGUUCAACGACAAGAGCAGCUACCGUGAGCUCUCUGAGAUCGCUGAGCAAGCAAAGAGAAGAGCUGAGAUUGCAAGGUUGAGGGAGCUCAACACACUCAAGGGCCACGUUGAAUCCGUGGUGAAGCUCAAGGGCCUUGACAUCGACACCAUCAACCAGAACUACACCGUGUGAGGAAAUUGGACAUUGAACCAACAAACAUGACAUCCGUGUUGGAGCUAGAUUGGAAUGGAGCUCCGCUUUAAGAUUUUUCCGGUGAAUGAAUGAAACAAACAUGGCUGAUCUGACCAGCCCCUAGUUGUAAAGUGCUACCAAAUAUAUGGUUUCGGUUGUCCGUCUUCUAGAGAGGUUUUAAUGUUCUAGUGGAGUUAUACCGUGUUUGGAGCACGGCGUGGUUGUAAUCGUUUUCGCGUUUUACCCAGUUUCCCCUAACUAGUCGGUGAUCUUGCGGAAGCAAGACGAGAAAUAAUCACUGCAAAUUUUCUGCCACAUGCUUGCUAUCCCAUCACAUGGGUUUAUACAAAGACAAUUCUCGUCUAUAAAUAUCAUAGCUUCUUUUUCUGCAA